This is a messenger RNA of Lontra canadensis (Northern American river otter), 689 nucleotides long. RefSeq names its product thioredoxin like 4A (gene TXNL4A). Gene Ontology annotation, cellular component: spliceosomal complex; U4/U6 x U5 tri-snRNP complex; U5 snRNP. The record is from RefSeq and is a predicted model, not a curated record. Gene Ontology annotation, biological process: mRNA splicing, via spliceosome. Lineage: Eukaryota; Metazoa; Chordata; Mammalia; Carnivora; Mustelidae. The coding region runs from base 70 to 498 and encodes 142 amino acids. The transcript has 4 exons.
GGAAGGACUGCAGCGCGGGACGCUCUAGUCGGCAGAGUUCUCCUCGCAGGCCCCCGGACCCGCCCCGAGAUGUCGUACAUGCUCCCGCACCUGCACAACGGCUGGCAGGUGGACCAGGCCAUCCUGUCGGAGGAGGACCGCGUGGUGGUCAUCCGCUUCGGGCACGACUGGGACCCCACCUGCAUGAAGAUGGACGAGGUGCUCUACAGCAUCGCCGAGAAGGUUAAAAAUUUCGCAGUUAUCUAUCUUGUGGAUAUCACAGAAGUGCCUGACUUCAACAAGAUGUACGAGUUGUACGACCCGUGUACUGUCAUGUUUUUCUUCAGGAACAAACACAUCAUGAUCGACCUGGGUACGGGUAACAACAACAAGAUCAACUGGGCCAUGGAAGACAAACAGGAAAUGAUAGACAUCAUCGAGACUGUGUACCGGGGCGCGCGGAAAGGCCGUGGCCUGGUCGUUUCUCCAAAGGAUUACUCCACAAAGUACAGAUACUGAGCUCGGCCUGGUCUCUGUGCACAGGAGUGGCGUGGAGUCGUUUUCAUGUGGAAAUAUUGGAAACUAUUUAAAGCCUUAGGGCAAGCGUUUGGAAGAGGAUAUGAAGAUCACAGGGUUGGUUGGAGGGUCCUUUCUGUAGGGGUUGCAUGGCCUCAACUCUCCGCCUGCCUGGCUGUUGUAUUUUUUUUUUU